Molecule: messenger RNA, 7053 nt
Organism: Paralichthys olivaceus (Japanese flounder)
Lineage: Eukaryota; Metazoa; Chordata; Actinopteri; Pleuronectiformes; Paralichthyidae
Source: RefSeq, a predicted model, not a curated record
UGAUUCUGACAUUGAGAACCUUCAGAACAUUUCAGGAAAAUGUUCAGACUUUUAGUUUAUGUCUAAAAUUUCUCAUCUUUUUUCUCUUUGUCUCUUCUCAGGCAAAGUGGGUGAGCCGGUCUACUCUCCUGGUCACAGCGGCUCUCAGACAACGUCGCCCGUCGCCCUGCCACCGCUUCGAAACAACAACCACCACCUCCUGACGGGAGGCUCUAAAGCCGUCAUGGCGGACACUGUCCAGCUAUCGUCACAGUCACAGGUCCACAUCACCCAGCUGUACGAGGAAAACACCAACAAGCGUCCAGUCCUGACCUCCCAGCCCAAUGGCCUGGCUCCACUCAGCUCCACCCGACCGGGCCUGCCGCUGCCUGACCGGCAGACGUCGUCUUCAGAGCCCGGCCACCACUGCCGCCAGGGCAGUGCCACCUCCAACAAGUCGACAGACAGCAAACCAAAGUCCAACCCCCUGUCCCCGGAGCAGGCCAUGAAGCAGUUCAUGUCCAAAAUGUCCUCGUUUGAACACCACGAGGUCUUCGGGUACUCUGAGGUGUAUUUUGUUGGUCCGAAUUCUAAGAAGAGGUCAGGGGUCAUGGGCGGAGCCAACAACAGCGGCUACGACGAUGAUCAGGGAUCCUACAUCCACAUCCCACAUGACCACAUCGCCUACCGCUAUGAAGUCCUUAAGGUCAUCGGCAAGGGCAGCUUUGGACAGGUGGUGAAGGCGUUCGAUCACAAGUCGCAGACUCACGUGGCUCUGAAGAUGGUCCGCAACGAGAAACGCUUCCACCGGCAGGCGGCGGAGGAGAUCCGCAUCCUGGAGCACCUGAGGAAGCAGGACAAGGACUUAAGCAUGAACGUCAUCCACAUGCUAGAACACUUCACCUUCCGAAACCAUAUUUGCAUGACCUUUGAGCUGCUCAGCAUGAACCUGUACGAGCUCAUCAAGAAGAACAAGUUCCAGGGCUUCAGCCUCCCGCUGGUCAGGAAGUUUGCCCACUCCAUCCUGCAGUGUCUGGAAUCACUUCACAACAACCGCAUCAUCCACUGCGACCUCAAACCUGAGAACAUUUUACUCAAACAACAGGGACGCAGCGGCAUCAAGGUCAUCGAUUUUGGUUCCAGCUGUUAUGAGCAUCAAAGAGUUUACACGUACAUCCAGUCCCGGUUUUACCGAGCUCCAGAGGUCAUCCUCGGCUCCAGGUAUGGGAUGCCUAUCGACAUGUGGUCCCUGGGCUGCAUUCUGGCUGAGCUGCUGACUGGGUACCCGCUGUUACCGGGUGAAGAUGAAGCCGACCAGCUGGCUUGCAGUAUCGAACUCCUAGGCAUGCCCAGCCAGAAGCUCCUUGACGGCUCCAAACGAGCAAAGAACUUUGUCUCGUCCAAAGGGUACCCGCGGUACUGCACCGUAACCACGCUACCCGACAGCAGCACUGUGCUGAACGGUGGACGAUCACGGCGGGGGAAGGUACGCGGGCCACCGGGCAGCAAAGACUGGAGUGCAGCACUAAAAGGCUGCGACGACGCACUGUUCUUGGACUUCCUUAAACAGUGCCUGGAGUGGGACCCAGCACUCAGGAUGACGCCCAGCCGUGCUCUGCGCCACCCAUGGCUGAGGAGGCGACUUCCCAAGCCACCAGCAGGAACCACCACCACAGGGGAGAAGACCUCGUCAUCUAAACGGGCCUCCACCACCUCCGACAGCGGCAUCAGCUCCAUCUCCAAGCUCACCACCAUCUCCUCAACCACGACAUCCUCCUCCUCCAAAACCAGGACUAACUUGGCCGCAAUCACCGAUGCCAAUGGAAACAUCCAGCCUAGGACGGUCCUACCCAAACUGGUCAGCUGAGAGUGAAUGCACCCCACUCGCUGUCAUGGCAAGUGAAAGCUGUGCUCCCCAAUUAGCUGCGAGUAACCAGCUGGACCUGAAUAAAACUGGUUUGUCCAGUUUUGAAGAGCGUUUGGUUUUUUGAAACUGGCUUUCACAGCGUUGUUGGGGUGCAUGCAGAACAAAUGCAGUCAUGGAGGCUGUGCACUGGGUUGUUAAAAUGUGCAGAAUUGCUUGGCUGGGACGUAAACUAAGCUGAAGGAAACUUGAUUGAUGAACUGGGGUGCAUUGUCAGUCUUGACAAUUUGUUGUUUUAUGUUGUGAGCAGCAAGACGUGUUUGAAAUGAUUGUGAGGCUGCUACGACAAUCAAAACACACAACAUCGCUCUGUAGCUGCGAACACACAAACACUCAAACAUGGUGCUGAUGGAGGGAACAAGGCUUUUUGUUUUUAGUACAUAAUCUAUUUAGCUGAGCUAACACUUGAUUCACGGAGUAGACACCAAAAACAACUCUUAUUGAUUUUAGUCUUACAAGGUUAUAUCUGUUCAACAAUAACAGGGACUCAUAGAAAAUAUCUAUGUAGUUAACUGACUAAAUAAUGCAGAUAUAUCCUUAUAAUACUAAAGCCACAGCAGUGAUUAGCUGGCUAGUCUUUGUUUCAUAUCUCUAGAAAUAAUGUUACAUUAGAGUUUGGGGAACACGAGUGGGCUAAUGUCAAUAUUCACAUAAAUGACUCGAAAUUCAUCGAAGUAAAAAAAAAUAUCCUAAUGACCCAGAUGGAACCAUCAUCUACCUGUUAGCUGGCUAACUUUCCUAGCUAGCUGUUUUACAGUGUUGCUAGCUUCGUGCCUCUCAGCUAGCUAACUGCUAACUGGCACUGGUCAGUUGGUAGACAGCUACUUGUUUGUGUCUAGCUGUUAUAUUGCUACCUGUUUAGACCUAACUGGCUAGCAGUUAGCCUAGCUUUAGCUGGCUCACUAUUAGCCUUUUUUGGCAGUCAGAUGGCUAGCCUUAGCCUCCUUUAGCCAUAGCCUGUUAGCUCUCCACUGCCCAGCCUUACGAAGCACAGAUAGAAUGACUUAACAUUUUUAACGCCUCAGAUUUAUAUGAUUUUAAAGUAUUUUUAAGUUUGGUGAAGGUUAGCAGAGAGAGCGAAGAGGUGACGAGCGAGAAAAAGGAAAGGAGAAGGUGUGUGAUUAUUAAUGACACCAAAUGGUUGUUAAAGGAGGAGAAAGAAGAAAGUGGACUGAAGGUGGUUUUAUAGACAAGUUUCAACAAAGGGCUCCGAUAUGUGUUAGAAACCAAAGUCUUGUUUAUAGUCGUGAAGCCUUCACUCCGUAUUGUUUAUAUUUGAUCCGCCAAUAUUGAAAGACCAGAUAAAAAAAGCUGUCAGCUCAUCUGGAUAUAAAAGUCUGUUAGUUACAGAUAACCAACGUUAAUCAAAGACCUUCAGCCACACAGGGAUCACAUGAGACCAAAUUCUCUCCCUUAAUGUCACAGCACAGAGCAGGAUGUGUUCGGACUGUUACGUUUUGAGGGACGGCCCGAGAGAGCGGAGAGGAUCGAACGUUUCUUCCCUCCGGCUGUUUGGAAAACAAAGCAGCUCUCAGGAUUUCACAGCUUUAAACCCCAGAUUAAAACGAGAUCCUGCGUGACGUCCCGAAUCAUAAAUAUGUUUUAAGAAGCAUGUUUUUGUAACUGGAGCUUGGCAGCAGCGAGACCCUCACAUCGGCCCUGUGCAGAGAAACGUGAGUCUCGAGUCAUAUUUUAGGACUACAGACUGUAACUGUUACUCUGAAGCUGUCAGAUAUGCAGACAGAGAUUUAUCUGGUUCAGCGUGGAUGUGUGAACGAUGCAGCAGAGAACCACGACUCUAAUUUCUACCCCGAUCAAGUGCUUCAAUAAGACGAAUACAUUUUAACCAAGGAAUUCAAAGAAGCAGAAUCACGUUUUUCAACUUGACAACCAACAUGUCGUUAGCAUGUGACGGUGCUGGAUGAUGCAAAGCUCCAGUUUUAAUUCAGGGUUUCCUUCAGAGUAACAAUUAAAGUACGUCUGAGAGUAUGAAUGACUCUCAACAGUAUUUAGUGAAGAUAACAAUUUAAAAGGGUCCAGUUACACCACUAAAGUUUUUCUGAGCUGAUCAGAAGCAAAUAGUCCUGUUUGUCUGUCAUUAAGGCUACGUCCACACUGCUAUGUUUUAGUUUUAAAACGUAUCACUGUUGCUAUGGUUACACCUGCCGUCCACACUACUCCGGAGUUUCAAGCCUCCAAAUCAAAGACUUUUAUAAACACUGCUGGCCUUGUUAUAUUUUGAAAACUCCAGGGUUGCGUUUCAGUCUGGACUAUGUUUAAAAAUGUUCUCUUCCUGAUUGGAUCAGUCACAUGACUCGACUACCAGCGGUGAAUUCAAAGCGUCGCUAACACGCUUGUCAGUAACAGUUCCACCUCGUCAUCCCUCCUCUUACUUUUCUCCGUGGCUUUCCUUCGUUUCGAUGUAUUUUCUGUAACUAAACGACCAACUGCAGAGAAGACAAUCUACUUCCUGUUUACACCACAUGACCAGUGUGCGUGAAUGGUCAUGUGCUUAUGUGUUAGUCAGAGUAUUCUGAGAGUAAGUGGAGCUAAAACACUCGUGUGGAUUGAGGUCAUUUUUGUUUUGGACGUAUUAGUAUGGAUGUAGUCUACGCAGUCAAAAUACUUGAUUCCAGAGUGAGACUGGCUCAAAUUUUCGUAAUAACCAUGAUUAUAAGACGUGUUUACACUGAACACAGAUAAUUCUCUGUAAACUCUCAACUUUAGCAACUUUCACUGCUACAAACAACCGAUCACGUGACUGGACCCAGAUUCUCUCAAACAAUAAACGUUUAUUCAACAGAAGGAUUCUUGUAUAAAGUGAAGUUACAGAACAUGAAUCAUGAACGACCUGAUCCAAAACAGAAAAAUGACCAGUUCCAGUAAUGUGUCGACUCUGAUCAAACUGAUUGAUUGAUCAGAGGUCAGUAUUAGUUAAAGGAUCAAUCAGUGUGAUUGGGCGGGGGGGAUGUUUCUUAUUUAUUUACUCCACUUUUAUUGAUAUUUAUUACUCUAAUCUACAUAUUUACUAUGAUGUGCAGUUCAUACCGUAUACUUGAAUGUGUGUGUGUGUCAGAUGUAUGUAGCAGUGUGUGUGUGUGUGUGUGCGAUGUCGAUGUUAGGACAGGUCCUCUGAAAAGCUUGUUCCCUCACACAAACACACAUUUAUCGAUAUAAAAAUCUUAACACACUCUGAGAAGUGGAUCACGCCAGGACGAAGAUGAAGAGGAGGAGGAGGAAGAAGAUCCCAGGGCUGGUCAUGUGAUGACGUCAGCCUGACAAAUGUGUUUUACCGAGCACACGAGAAGAAGAGGACGACGACAAUGAUGUGACGCACAUAAGGAGGUUCUCACGUAAAACACAGACUACCAGCUCCGCCCACCUCAGGGGAAACUCUGCCCCCUCUGGACGGAGGAGGACGCGUGGGCCGGCCCUCUGUGAUGUUUGUUUUCUAAAGAUUUGAUUGAUUGGUUUGUUGAGUAUGUUUUUUAAGUUUUUUAUGUUUUUUAGUGAGAAGGAGCGCUGAGAGUCGUAACUUUGUGCCUUCAGCAUCUCAUCGCCAUGCUGCGCCCGCCCAACACACACACACACAUUUAUAGUGGUGAUGUCAUAGCAACAAUCACUAGUACUGGUGCAACUUACGAUUUUACCCUCACGGCUCAAGUUACCACAGAAAUUUCCACCAAUCAGAUGCAGAAGGUUGAUUCAAAUCCUCUGAUGGAGAAUCCUCGUUAACAUCAACAUGAAGUAAUUACUCCUGCAUCUCUCAACGUUCUCUAUUUGAUUCUAAGUUUUGUCCACGAAAAAGUCAAAAAACUUUGAGGAACAAUUCCUCACAGCACGUGUCUGGUUUUUCUAACUGUUUUUUAAAGCUUUUUAAUUUAGCAUCUUGAGUCUGCUAAUCUCAAAAUUCCUGAAUUUUAUAAUCUCAGAACAGAGUGAAGAAUUUUGACUGAAUUCUCUCAAAUCAUCGGACACAAAGUCACAAGUUGGAUUUUAUCAAGUAAUACAUUUUUUAAUCGAUUCUGAAUAUUUUAUACUCACAUGUGUGUAUUUGUAUUUUUCCAAAGUAGAAAUUCACCUUUCAGAGGAGAUGGGCUGAAGUUUCUGUGGGCGGAGCCAGUUCACAGGCCAACGCACUGACCACAGACUGUAGCUUUAAACUGACAGACAUCUUCCUGUGUGUGUGCGCGUGUGUGUGUGUUGGGGUGAGUUGUGCAACAUGGCUGCACAAUGUACAGACACAUAUCAGCCAACUGUCGCCUCGGUUGAGACGGGCGACGCCUGCUGACGACAGGGCUAAGCUAACACUAGCCGAUCGACUGCUAGCGUCCAGCCGCUAGCUGCUGCACUGACGUUUAUUUUCUCUACAGUGAAGCUAACACUAGCCUACAGCUAACUGGCUGCUAGUAGCACAUAGCACGUGUUUACCUGCUAGCUACAGUCAGGUUGAGCUCCUCACAGUUGUGCUCAUGCAAACUGUUAGCGUUAGCAUUAAUGUGGUUUUAAAGCGUUCUUUUUCCAUGUUGGUACCUCAGAUUACUCAGUUAUCAUUAUUAAUAUUAUCAUGAUUAGUGUUGUCAUUGUUGUGACUAACACCCAGGGCAUUUGGUUGAAUCUACCAAAGUGCAUUCCUUUACAAAGCUAGCUAAAGCUAGCUGCAGACAGACUGACAGACGAGUAGAUGGAAAGUCCAACAGAAAUGUCGUGAAUACGGAGGGAAUCAGAGGAGAAGCAGGAGGAACUCACCGUGGACGCCACGUUUUUUACAAAGAGCUGAUGAAAUGACCGCGGUCGUCCGGUUUACCGCUGACCUCCUGGUAGCAUGUGUGAAAGCUCGUUAGCCAUUUAGCUUCUAUUGGGAGAUCUCUACAGCCAGAGGUUAGCCACUGUUAGCGUGAAGCUACACUAAGUUUCUGUGACGUUUGACGGCUGCGUGUUAUUGUGGAUUUUAUCUGUAAAUAAUGUUGAAAAAAGUUUGAAUAACACAUGUGUGGGGUUGAAUGCUGCUGUGCCACCGCGGCCAGUUUUACAAUGUACUGUAUCUACUGUACAGAACACAGACGUCGACACUUUUCUAGUGAGCCUUUGUUAAAUUUUAUUGUGGUGAAAAAAUCUUAUUAUUAUUAAUAAAACAGUUUUAUUGUUGA